UAGACGGGACGGGAGCAGACUGGUUGCUGGGUCUGGGGCCCCCUAGGGCGCAGCAGCGGGGAGGGCGGGCUGAGACAGGCCGGCCCCCUCCUGGGCGCGGCGGGCGGCCGAGUGGAGCAGCUACCAUCUGCUGCAUUCGCUCAGGUGCCCAAAGUAGGAGGAGAACGACAAUGUGCCGUUGGUCCCUGCUGUUCCUGUGGGGUCUGCUCCCCGGCGGCGCCCCAGGGGGAACCGGUCGCAGCUACCCACAUCGCACUCUCCUGGAUUGGGAGGGCAAGUACUGGCUGCACUGGGGCCACGAAGGCAGCACCCUUGCUUUCCGCCUGGAGGUGCAGACCCUUGGCUACGUAGGCUUGGGCUUCUCGCCCACUGGAGCGAUGACUUCAGCGGACAUCGUCUUGGGAGGGGUGGAGAACGGUAGUCCCUAUCUGCAGGAUUAUUUCACACAUAUAAAUAGAGAAUUAAAGAAGGAUCCUCAACAGGAUUACCAUCUAGAAUAUGCCAUGCAAAACAGUACACAUACCAUAAUUGAAUUUACCAGGGAGCUACAUACUUGUGACAUAAAUGAUAAAACCAUAACGGAAAGCACAGUGAGAGUGAUAUGGGCCUAUCACGAUGAAGACAUUGGUGAAUCAGGUCCUAAAUACCAUGGAUCUAAUCGGGGAACCAAGAGUUUGAAAUUGUUGAAUCCGGAGAAAACCAACAUUUUGCCCACAGACUUACCAUAUUUUGAGUUGAGAAAUAAAAACGUGCCGAUUCCAAAUAAAGGAACGACAUAUUGGUGCCAAAUGUUUAAGAUACCUGUAUUCCGGGAAAAGCAUCAUGUGAUUAAGGUUGAACCAGUAAUACAAAAAGGCCACGAGAGCCUAAUACACCACAUUCUUCUCUACCACUGCAGUAACAAUUUUAAUGAGAGUGUUUUGGAUUAUGGCCAUGAAUGCUAUCACCCCAAUAUGCCAGAUGCUUUCCUGACCUGUGAGACUGUGGUCUUUGCUUGGGCCAUUGGUGGAGAGGGUUUUUCAUAUCCUCCUCAUGUUGGCUUGUCCCUGGGUACGUCAUUAGACCCUAACUACGUUCUUCUGGAAGUUCAUUAUGAUAACCCAACAUAUCAGGAAGGUUUGAUUGAUAGCUCUGGACUGAGGUUAUUUCAUACCACCAUUCUAAGGAAAUAUGAUGCUGGGAUAAUUGAAGCAGGUCUCUGGGUCAGUCUCUUCCAUAACAUCCCUCCAGGAAUGCCUGAGUUCAAAUCAGAGGGUCACUGCACUCUGGAAUGCCUUGAAGAGGCCCUAGAGGCUGAAAAACCAAGUGGAAUUCAUGUAUUUGCUGUUCUUCUCCAUGCACAUCUCGCCGGCAGAGGUAUCAGGAUGCGCCAUUUCCGUAAAGGGGAGGAACUGAAGCUACUUGCUUAUGAUGAUAACUUUGACUUCAAUUUCCAGGAGUUUCAGUAUCUAAAGGAAGAAAGGACCAUCUUGCCGGGGGACAACUUAAUCACAGAAUGCCGCUAUAAUACUAGAGAUCGAGUACGAAUGACUUGGGGUGGACUAAGCACCAGAAGUGAGAUGUGCCUCUCAUAUCUACUCUACUACCCAAGAAUCAAUCUUACUCGAUGUGCAAGUAUUCCAGACAUUAUGGAACAACUUCAGUUCAUUGGUGUUAAGGAGAUCUACAGGCCAGUCACGACUUGGCCUUUCAUUAUUAAGAGUCCUAAGCAGUAUAAAAACUUGUCUUUCAUGGAUGCAAUGAACAAGUUUAAAUGGUCCAAAAAAGAUGGCAUUUCCUUCAAUAAACUUGUUCUUGGGCUGCCUGUGAAUGUGAGAUGUUCCAAGACAGACAAUGCAGAAUGGUCGAUUCAAGGAAUGACAGCAUUACCUCCAGAAGUUGAAAGACCAUAUAAACCAGAGCCAUUUGUGUGUGGAUCUUCUUCCUCAACCUCUUCCUCCUCUUCUUCCUCUUCUUUAUACCCAAACUUUGUUCUCCAGAUGGCUGUUUUCUUUCUUAUCUUCAGUAACACAGUGUGCAUCAGGCAUUUUGCAUAAUAUUUUGAUUGUACUUGGUGAUGUUCUUUAUUUCAGGCAAGCACAGAAUGUUUGCACUCUUGUUUCCCAUGGUCAAAAUGAUGUAGGUAAAGGUCAUGGACUAUUUGGAAAUUGUCUCCCUCUCUCCCCUCCCCAGGUUGUUUUCCUUAGAAUACACACUUCUCUCCCUAUCUACUUCCAGGUCGUUUAGAGAACACCAAUCAGCCAACUUCUCCUACUCUUCCAGAGAGGUCAAAUUCUACAUGAGCAUGUUCAGUGAAAUGAACAUUCCAUGAAAUAAAAUCUUUCUUUGGGGAUAAGCAAAAGACAGGAUAAUUGUGUAUUUUUAUUUUUU
Molecule: messenger RNA, 2370 nt
Organism: Dromiciops gliroides (monito del monte)
Lineage: Eukaryota; Metazoa; Chordata; Mammalia; Microbiotheria; Microbiotheriidae
Gene: MOXD1
Product: monooxygenase DBH like 1
Exons: 13
Coding region: 171-2036 (621 amino acids)
Biological process (GO): octopamine biosynthetic process; dopamine catabolic process; norepinephrine biosynthetic process
Cellular component (GO): secretory granule membrane
Molecular function (GO): dopamine beta-monooxygenase activity; copper ion binding
Source: RefSeq, a predicted model, not a curated record